This is a messenger RNA of Rhizoctonia solani, 4257 nucleotides long. RefSeq names its product phosphatidylinositol 3-kinase. Gene Ontology annotation, biological process: protein phosphorylation; negative regulation of macroautophagy; TOR signaling. The transcript has 19 exons. Gene Ontology annotation, molecular function: protein binding; protein serine/threonine kinase activity. NCBI's taxonomy places the organism in Eukaryota, Fungi, Basidiomycota, Agaricomycetes, Cantharellales, Ceratobasidiaceae. The record is from RefSeq and is a predicted model, not a curated record. The coding region runs from base 1 to 4257 and encodes 1418 amino acids. Gene Ontology annotation, cellular component: TORC2 complex; nucleus; TORC1 complex.
AUGGCGGCGGCGGUCUCAUCACAGGACCCGCUGCAUGGCAUCUUCCAGCAAUUAAAAAACAAAAAUGAGCAAAUACGACAAGCCGCAGCGCGAGAGCUCAGGGAUCACGUUGAAUCUGCUGUCGCAGAACUCUCUAACGAUGGAUCUACUAGACUAUGGAACCAGCAAAUCAGCCCCCGGCUGUUCGAAAUCAUACAUAGUAACCACAGUCACGAACGCCUGGGAGGAGUUCUCGCCAUUGACCGGCUACUUGAGAUCGAAGGGGAACUCAUCGAGUCGAAACCUACACUCUUUCGACUAUUCAACUAUGUCAAAUCUCUCCUCCCCUCUCCUGAUGUGAAUGUCAUGAUUGCGGCCUCAAAGACAUUAGGUCGUAUAGCAGAGAUGGGUGGUACUGCCUUUGCAGACCAGAUUGACGUUGAGGUGCCACGCGCACUAGAGGCACUUCAAAGCGACAAACCUGAAGGCCGACACGCCGCUGUAUUGAUUCUUCGCGAGCUUGCGCGGCACAGUGCAGCACAUUUCCAUCCUCACGUGCAGUUGGUUUUGGAGAGAAUAUGGGUUCCACUUCGAGAUACUAGAGUACUCGUGCGAGAAGGUGCAGCAGAAUUGCUGGCAGCGUGUCUGGAGAUUAUGCGGUCUCGAGAUAGGACCCAGAGAACUCCUGUCUAUAGAGACAUCAACGAAAAGGCCGCCAAAGGCUUGGCCAUGGCGCCAAUAGAGACCGUUCAUGGGAGUCUUUUGGCUUACCGGGAACUCUUUUUACAUGCUGGAAUGUUUUUAAAGGACGAUUAUCAACCAACUGUAGAAAGUAUUCUCAGCCUUCGCGAACAUAGAGAACCUCAAAUUCGUAGACAAGUAAUUACUCUCAUCCCGACCUUUGCGAGAUAUGAUCGCGAGCGCUUUACGGAUACGUUUCUUCAUAAAUCAAUGGGAUAUUUGAUGGCCACUCUCAAAAGACCGGCGGAACGAACUAUUGCUUUCGUGGCGAUUGGACAUGUGGCAUCAGCUGUCGGAAGUGAAAUUAAGCAGUUUUUGGAACAAAUUAUGGUUCAUAUAAAAGAAGGACUCCAACAGCACGGUAAGAAGAAUGCCCCUCUGGAAGAACCGAUUUUCCAGUGUCUCGGAAUGUUGGCUGCCGCGGUGGGGCCUAACCUCACCAAACUAUUACACGACCAACUGGACUUGAUGUUCGCAUGCGGGCUGAGUGAACCGUUGCGCCAGGCGUUGGUAUCUAUUGCAAGCCAUAUUCCACCUCUUCUCAAAACCAUUCAAGAUCGAUUAUUGGAUUUAAUAUCUGUAAUUCUAUGUGGGCAGACAUUCAAGUCUCUUGGUUCGCCUGAGUCAGGGCAUAGGUCAAUUGCGGCACUCGUUGCGCGUGAUGUACAAUCUACCCAAAAUGGACGAAACCCAGAGCUGACUGCGUUGGCACUGAUUACCCUGGGCUCAUUUGACUUUACAGGGCAUGUCCUAAACGAAUUCGUACGGUCAUGCGCGCUGCCCUACUUAGACCAUGACCAGCCAGAAGUUCGCCAGGCUGCUGCACUUACGUCUUGCAAGCUUUUUGUCCAGGACCCUAUCAUCUAUCAACAAAGUAUUCAUUCUACAGAAAUCGUCAGUGAUGUCCUGGAUAAAUUGCUGACUGUUGGAAUCACCGAUCCGGACCCUACCAUCCGGCAUACUGUUCUAUCGACUUUGGACACGCGAUUCGACAGGCACCUCGCACAGGCUGAAAAUGUCAGAUCUUUGUUCAUUGCCUUAAAUGACGAAGUAUUCGCAAAUCGGGAGGUGGCUAUCGGAAUUAUUGGACUGUAUCAGCUAAACCUUCCGCGUAGCGCCGUACAACCCGCAUAUGUUGUCCCAUCUUUGCGCAAGGCUUUGAUACAAUUGUUGACCGAGUUGGAGUAUUCUACUGUCUUGCGGAAUCGCGAGGAGAGUGCAAAGCUUCUCCAUCAGCUCGUCUCAGCCUCAAGCAAACUAAUUAAACCCUCGCGACCCGAACGCGGUGUCGCUGCAAAUGUCAUAAUCUGCCUUGGCGAACUCGCCGAAGUCGGUGGCGAGGACUUUUCGCCUCAUGUUCCAGGAAUGAUGACACUCCUUAUCGAGACAUUGCAGGACCAAACAUCUACAAGCAAACGAGAUGCGGCACUUAGGACAAUGUGUUCCUUGUGUUCAAACACAGGAUAUGUUAUUACUCCCUUAUUGGAUUACCCUCAACUCAUGCCCAUUUUCAAUCGGAUCUUACGAACAGAACAGAAUCAGAGCGUCAGACGAGAAACUAUCAGGUUUAUGGGCAUUAUUGGCGCGUUGGACCCCUAUAAGCGCAAGGGAAAAUUAGCAGAUGUUGAUGAGGCUACUAACGAAGCCGUAAAAACAAAUCCGCAUGAUCCGGCUACUGUGUUGCACGCCUCGGGAACUUCAUCCGAGGAUUACUAUCAAACAGUCGUUUUCAACGCGCUGCUCGGCAUCCUGAAAGACAACGCAUUACAGUCUAGCCACUAUGCAAGUAUCGAUGCAAUCAUGUCUAUAUUCAAAACUCAAAGAUUGCGUUGUGUUCCGUUCCUACCUCAAAUCAUUCCAGCGUUCUUCUCAGUUGUCCGGACGCCAAACCCGCGCAUGCAAGACUUCUACCUUCAACAGUUGUCUAUUCUCGUUUCGAUCGUCACACAACAUAUUCGCAACUAUCUUCAGGAAAUUAUUGCUCUGAUACAGGAACUUUGGGCUGCGAAUGUGGCGCUUCACACUGGGCUGGUUUCACUCAUCGAGGCGCUGUCAAGAGCUUUGGAUGCGGAAUUCCGAACCUAUUUGCCGGCUCUUUUACCACCUAUGCUAAAGCUUCUUGACACUGAUCCGUCCGAGAAACGACAAACAGCGCAAAUGAAGGUGCUACAUACGCUCUAUACAUUUGGACCGAACGUGGAAGAGUAUAUGCAUCUUGUUAUUCCAGUCAUUGUUCGCACUCUGGAAUCUAGUGACAACCCACUUCAACUACGCAAAGGGGCUAUCCAAACAAUCGGCCGCCUCUCGUCGAAAGUAAAUUUUUCCGACCAUGCAUCGAGAAUAAUACACCCUUUGGUUCGAUUGCUUUCGUUGCAGAAUAACGAGCUCAGUAUGGCUGUCAUGGACGCGUUGUGUGAUUUGAUGGUACAGCUUGGUCCUGACUUUGCUAUUUUCAUUCCCAUGGUCAACAAAGUUGUGGUACGCCUGGGUAUCCAGCACCCCACAUAUCAAUCGCACGUUGUAAGACUUCUUGAUGGGGAGAGAUUGCGGAGGGAUUUCGGUACAUUGGUUUCGGGAGAUGAAGAUAGAAACGAGCCUUCGGCUGCACCCGAAUCUACAAAGAUGGCCGUGAAUCAGCAGCAUCUAAAGCAAGCAUGGGAUACAUCUCAAGUUCGGUCGCGUGAGGACUGGCUUGAAUGGAUUCGUCGCCUGGCUGUGGAGUUUAUGAAAGAGUCACCUUCACAUGCUCUGCGCGCAUGUAUGAGUCUAGCCGAUGUCCAUAUACCUUUGGCUCGGGAGCUAUUCAAUGCCGCAUUUGUCUCUUGUUGGACGGAGCUCUUUGACCAAUAUCAGGAGGAUUUGGUUCGAUCUAUUGAAACCGCAAUUACCAGUCCCAAUAUUCCUCCGGAGAUAAUCCAUAUUCUUUUGAACUUGGCCGAAUUUAUGGAGGUCGACGACAAAUCGCUUCCUAUUGAGGCUAAAAUUCUUGGAGAGUAUGCAUAUUCGUAUCAUGCCUACGCCAAAGCACUCCAUUACAAAGAGCUUGAGUCGUUCCAGGGACGCUCUCCCUCCAUCUACGAAUCUCUGAUCGGAAUCAACACUCAGCUCCAGCAGCAUGACGCCGCCCUAGGUACCCUAGUAGUCGCACGGGAGCUCUAUGAUUCAAAGCACGAAGAGUGGUACGAGAAGCUAGGGAAAUGGGAGGAUGCACUUCAAGCAUACAACCGUAAGAUAGGCGAGGAAGCGGAGCAACCAGAGAUGUUUGCAUGCGUUGGUGAAUGGGAUCAACUUGCUUCGAUGGUCGAGACAAAGUGGGCAAGUGCCACAGCUGAUGAGCGGCGUGAAAUUGCGCCACUGGCAACGGCCGCUGCAUGGUCAUUGAAUCAAUGGGACAAAAUGGAUGAAUACAUUGGGUCGAUGAAGCCAGAUUCUCCAAACAGGGCAUUUACCGAGCAAUCAUUUCUGUCCAUCGAUGCCAAUUUACAAAGGCUGCUAAGCAAAUUGCAACAGCGCGCGACUUAUUGGACCCAGAGAUGA